CCAGCCCCUCGCCCGGGCCGCAGCCGGGAGAGCUUCUCCGCGGCCUCCCUCGCACAGCCAGAGGAGACUCUAGACGGCGAUGCAAGCUCCAGUCUCCAUUGCUGGACCCGGUGUUGCACGUGAGGCCCUGUAAACUCAGCACGUGGCUCAUCCUUGCGUCAGAGAGGAAUCCCACGCGUUAAGUUGUCCUGGUUUCAGCAGGAUGUGUGAAGGGCCAUCCAGGAUUUCCGGACCCAUUCCUCCAGACCCUGUGCUCUUUCCAAACUAUUACAAACGCCCUUUCUCAGCUCGAGGGAGGCUGGAAGGGAAUGCUCAGAAGCUGGAUUUUACCUCUGGCCCGCUGGACCCACCGGCCCCUCGCAUUCGCCCCAGUGGAAAGGACUUUCUGGAGAAGGGACAGAAGGGGACGCUCAGUCUCUUACUGCAGCUCGAAGGGAUCUCCCUUGACGGGGGGCUGCCGGUCAAGAGGAAAGAGUCCAAGGACCACGAGAAGGAAAAUGUGAGGCGAAUAAAGGAGAUUCAGAAGAAGUGCAAAGAGAAGGAGCGAGCCCAAGAGCACAGCCAGCCCAAGCCUGUGAAAGCUCUGUGGAAAUCCCAGAAAUAUGAAAACGUGGAGUCAAAGGUGAAGGCCAAACUGCAGGAGAGCUCCCCACCUCCAAAUCCAGAGGCGCUGAAAUUCCUGAGGGCAUAUUCUCGCUGUGGCCCUGGGAUCAAGCCGUGCAGACCACUCUCCCCAAGGCCUGCCAGAACGAAAGCAGGAGCAGACACGGAGGCUCCAGAGGCACUGGGUGCUGAAACCAAGAUCCAGGUGGAGGGCAAGAGCAUUGACUUCGUUAAGCACAACGCCCGCAACGCCAAGCGGGCCCCGCUGCGGCGCUCCCAGUCCCUGCAGGCGCUGGCCGAGCUGCUGGAACAGAAGCACCAGCAGGAGGAGUACAACGCCAAGCAAAAGGGCCACGUCCCCCAGUACCUGCUGGAGAGGAAGGAGCUGUGGCGCAGGCAGAGGGAGGAGCGGCUGCGAAACCUGCCGGAUCCCGACACGCCACCUGGUCAUACCAUGAUGCCGGAGGGCCAGCGGCUGGAGACCCUCGGCAAUCUGAAGCAGAGCCAGGAGCAGCUGAUAAAGGACCUGGUCAUGCUGCCAGUGCGCGCAGACAACCUCAGCAUGCAGAAGAGGCGGGUAGAGCUGGAGAGGAAGCUCUCCCAGAUAGAGGAGGCCAUCAAAAUUUUCUCGAGGCCCAAGGUCUUCAUCAAGCUGGACGCCUGAGCCGGUGGGGCUGGGUGUGUUGUGCUGCUCUGCGUGAACAUCCUUCGUCGCUGGGAAGGGACGAUCAUCACUUUGGGAGGGAAGGAGAGGAAGGCAAGUUCAGGACCCUGGGCCCACGCAGGUGCCGAUACAGUGUCCAACGUGCAGCUGGCAUCUCUUGCUCACCCUCCAGUGCUGUGUCUUGUCCACGGAAAAGGGAGGGAGAUGCCCUGAUACACGCUCCGCUCUGUGGUCUGGAGAACAGUUGUCUCUGUGCCGCUUGACUUCUCACAGAUCAGCUCUCUGAGAUCCAGAUCUCUGAGAUCAGCUCGGGAUCCGUGGCAUCACCUCUUAUUUUACCAUUUUUUCCCACUUCUAGAAACUGGUCGGAGGUCUCCCGUGCUGCUGCCUGUGGUGUUCCUUGUCCCCCUCUUUCUCCGGAGCUCGGCCACGGUCAUGGCUCAUUCUGGGCACCUGCAGGCUUGUCUGCACAAAAAUCUCGUGCUGUACGUCUGCCGUGCGUGCCCCGGUCCUGAGCACUGACCCAUCCUGCUCAUGCAGCCGGUGCCUCUGCACCCUCCGACCUGCUGGCUGGGCUCCGCAGCUCGGGGACAGCUUGGGGACAAGGAAGAGGCGCAGAGCUUCAGUCCUUCCUGCCCAGGGAAGAGCUGGGCUGGCUGCAGGGGAUCUGGCAGGGUGUCUGGAGAAGCCUUUGUUGUCUGUGGGGCAGGACACGCUCCAAUAAAGCAUCGUUUCCCUCCUUCA
Messenger RNA from Gymnogyps californianus (California condor), 2011 nucleotides. RefSeq names its product enkurin domain containing 1 (gene ENKD1). NCBI's taxonomy places the organism in Eukaryota, Metazoa, Chordata, Aves, Accipitriformes, Cathartidae. The record is from RefSeq and is a predicted model, not a curated record. Gene Ontology annotation, cellular component: cytoplasmic microtubule.